AAACAAAAUAGAGAUGGGCACACCGACAAAAAACAUCGAUAUUGGCUUGCAUGGAUAAUAUUCAUACUGAUGUUCCAAAACGAGUGGAAAGAAACUUAUUCAUGGUCUCUGGGCCUUCGUUUGUGUUGCUAAACUUGCUAAAGUUGAUUUUUCUGCCACAGUUGUCUCUGUUCAUGGCAUGAUGUAAACAGAGAGUCAUAGAAAAAAAUCAAGUUUGGCAGGUAGAGCAAACACAAACCUGCACAAACGAACAGGCCUUCUAUUUCAUUGAGGAAUAUUAUCAUAAUUCAAAUAUUGAGAAUAAUGUUAUUAUCGAUAUCUGAUAAAUAUCGAUAUAUUAUGCGCCAAUCUCUAGUCUAGAAGGGAGGAAAAUGAAAAUAAUCAAAAAUCAAAAUACUAAAUCUCAAGAAACUGAAAAAUAAGUGCAGUGUAUCUAUGAAUAAUAAUUAAAAAAUAAUAAAGCCAAUAAAUAACUUUUAGUCAUUAAUUCAAAUCGAGUUUGAAAUUGCUGACCAUGGUUAGUCUAGAAGAUGAGGAUAAAGGAAUAGAAGGAAAUUGAGAACCAAUUAGUAAUAAAUGUAUAAAUACAGGUGAUAUAAAUAUGUUGAGGAAAAAGUUAUUUGGCAACCCGUUUGCUGAUAUAGCACUCAAAGAAAAUACGAGAACAGAAGAGGACCAAAGCAACCUUCUAGACUUAUCAUUAGAAAAUUGCUGCCCAAGUGAUGUCUCCAAAUAUUUCCCUAAUAUAAUACAAACAGUACCUUCAUUUGGCAUUGCAGACCAUAUAAUACAGUUGCAGCAACAACUAAACAAUAAUUUGAGAACAUUAGAAUUCAGAACACCACCUAUACAGUAUGUUUAUAACCCCUUGGAAUAUGCUUCAGACCCUAACGAAAGAUUCACCAGAAAAUACUGUACCACAAGAAAAAAAUUACUAUUUGUAGGUAUGAAUCCAGGGCCCUUUGGAAUGUGCCAAACUGGAGUACCCUUUGGUGACCCCAAAUGGGUUAUAGAAUGGUUGAAAAUAAAUGGAUUUGUAUUCAAGCCAGAAAUGGAAUGCCCUGAGAGGAGAAUACAAGGAUUCUCCUCCAAUAGAAAGGAACAGAGUGGAGAUAAGUUCUGGGGCUUUUUUGCUGCCUUGUGCAAGGUACCUGAAAUAUUCUUCAAACAUUCCUUUGUAUGCAAUUUUUGUCCAUUGGCCUUUAUGGAUGAUAAAGGACGUAAUGUGACUCCUGUUGAGAUUAAAGAUAUACAACUUCGAAAAAUUUUGGAAAGAGUAUGUGAUGAUUGGUACCUCAAGUUGAUUAACAUACUCCAACCAGAGUGUAUCAUAGCUAUUGGCAGGUAUAUUGAAAAAAGGACAAAGGACCUGUUCAAAUCACACAAAAUACAAAACAUCAAAGUAGUCUACAUGCCUCAUCCAAGUCCUAGGGUGAGGACUACAGAAAACCAGGAUUGGAGUGACAAAGCACAAGCCUGUUUGAUGGAUAACAACUUGAGCCAAUUUUUUGUGUAUUGAAGUGUAGAUAUGGCAGCUUUGAAUGCUCCCAAGAAAUUGACUGGUGGUCAUAAAGUUAUUUUGUUAUAGUUUAUUCAUAAGCAAUUUCUAAGAAAUAAUGUUCUAUUAUCCCCUGUUUAUUUCAUUCCAGAAUUUUGUAUUUCAUUUGUUUUUUUGUUAUGUGAUUUUAGUUUAGUUUAUUUUUAUAAAUAAAUAUAUAUUCAGUUUUUUA
Molecule: messenger RNA, 1730 nt
Organism: Phaedon cochleariae (mustard beetle)
Lineage: Eukaryota; Metazoa; Arthropoda; Insecta; Coleoptera; Chrysomelidae
Source: the annotation of a GenBank genome assembly